Paramuricea clavata is the source of this 366-nucleotide messenger RNA. The record is from the annotation of a GenBank genome assembly. NCBI's taxonomy places the organism in Eukaryota, Metazoa, Cnidaria, Anthozoa, Malacalcyonacea, Plexauridae.
AUGGCAAUGAGGACAUCCGAGUGUUUUCUGAAAGAGAUGGAUUCAAACUCUUGUGGCACUUCCAGGGAUAUAAGGGGGAUUGUACUUUUGUGCGACUGCAAUGACGAUAUUCAACGGCAUCUGGCAAGAUUUCGCCUUUCGAAAUCGAAUCUAAACGAAUGUGACCUGAUUCUUGCAAGGGUUGGCAUGUUUGACAUUUCCCAGCAGGAAAAAGAGCAGCUUCUGGUGUGUCCUUAUCACCGACACAAGUUUGGUAAAUUUUGGCAGCCUUCGAAAGUAACGUGCCAAUACCCAUUGCACAAAGGUAAAAGCAAGACAUUGAAAGGUACAGAUGUAGUCACAUUGCAAAUGGCGAAAGAUGUCUAG